Messenger RNA from Triticum aestivum (bread wheat), 569 nucleotides. RefSeq lists its product as uncharacterized. The transcript has a single exon. The coding region runs from base 22 to 375 and encodes 117 amino acids. The record is from RefSeq and is a predicted model, not a curated record. NCBI's taxonomy places the organism in Eukaryota, Viridiplantae, Streptophyta, Magnoliopsida, Poales, Poaceae.
GCGGGGGCGGCGAGGAGGGCCAUGCAGUUCCGCAUGCCGCGGCGCCGGAGGGCGGACGCGGCGUCGGCGUCGGCCAGCGGGAUCGGCGGCGGGCGGAGGAAGAGGAUGGCGAUGGCGAGGCUGGGCGGCGAUGGAGGCGGCCGCGGCGGCGGAUCGGCUGAGAGGAGGAGGUUCUUCGGCGCGCUGCGCCGGGUGCGGGUGCGGUGGCUGGCGGCGCUGUACCGGCGGACGCUGCGGCGGCUGCGCGCGAGCUACGCCAGGGCCCUCCGCGAGCUCGUCGAGGGUAGGGCGCUCCUGGGCGCCCUCAACGCGCCCGCCGGCGUCGAGUGCUCCCGCGCCGCGUCGUUCGGGCCGAUGGCCACGGUCGGCUUCUGAGUUCUCGUCGACCUUGUUGGUGUAUGUGGCACCACCUUUGGUCUUUGUACAUACGAAGGUGUGCUUCGCGCGCGGAAAGCCGCAAAACAUAUUUCUAGUGUGUUUUGGUGAUUUUUAGUUCUGUAUUUGCUUGGAUCUCCAUUCAUGUAUGUAAAAAUCCGGCUCUACUCAAUAAAUUCUAAGUAUUACGAUCC